This is a messenger RNA of Paralichthys olivaceus (Japanese flounder), 2817 nucleotides long. RefSeq names its product aldehyde dehydrogenase 1 family, member A3 (gene aldh1a3). Lineage: Eukaryota; Metazoa; Chordata; Actinopteri; Pleuronectiformes; Paralichthyidae. The record is from RefSeq and is a predicted model, not a curated record. Gene Ontology annotation, molecular function: aldehyde dehydrogenase (NAD+) activity.
CUGAGAGGUGACCUCAGGAUGGCACAGAACGGAAUAACAGAGAAUGGAGUGACUGAAGGAAUCCCUGCACUGCCUCAGCCUGUCCCAGUCCAGGACAUCACUCACACCAAGAUUUUUAUCGACAAUGAGUGGCACGCAUCCUGCGCAGGGAGGACGUUCCCCACCUUCAACCCGGCGACAGGUGUCAAACUCUGCGACGUGGAAGAGGCCGACAAAGAAGAUGUGGACAAGGCGGUGGAGGCAGCCAAGGUGGCCAUGCAGAGAGGCUCUCCGUGGCGGAGAAUGGAUGCGUCCAGCCGCGGGAGGCUGCUGCUCAAACUGGCCGACUUGAUAGAGAGGGACCGACUCCUGCUGGCGACCCUGGAGACUCUGGACACUGGGAAACCUUUCCUGCAGUCCUUCUUCAUUGAUCUGGACGGCAGCAUCAAAACCCUUCGUUACUACGCAGGCUGGGCUGACAAGAUUCAUGGCAAGAGUCUGCCCGUGGAUGAAAGCUUCAUGUGUUUAACUAAACACGAGCCUGUUGGUGUCUGUGGAGCCAUCAUUCCUUGGAAUUUUCCUCUACUGAUGUUCACGUGGAAGAUCGCACCGGCCCUGAGCUGUGGAAACACUGUGGUCAUCAAGCCAGCAGAGCAGACCCCCCUCACGGCCCUCCACAUUGGAUCACUCAUCAAAGAGGCGGGCUUUCCUCCUGGAGUUGUAAACAUUGUUCCAGGGUUUGGUCCCACAGCAGGAGCUGCAAUAGCCCGCCACAUGAACAUUGACAAAGUGGCCUUCACUGGUUCUACUGAGGUUGGCCAGCUGGUCAAAGAAGCAGCAGCCAGAAGUAAUCUGAAGAGAGUGACUCUGGAGCUGGGAGGGAAGAACCCCUGCAUAGUGUUUGCUGACUGUAACUUGCAGCUGGCUGUGGAGGAAACCCAGAAGGGAGCUUUUUAUAACCAGGGUCAGUGCUGCACGGCCGCAUCACGAGUCUUUGUGGAGGAAAGUAUUUAUGAAGAGUUUCUACGUUGCAGCAUAGAAAAGGCCAAGAAGAUUGUCAUAGGAGACCCGCUAGACCCCCAGACAUCACAUGGGCCACAGAUUGACCGAAAGCAGUUUGACAAGAUAAUGGAUCUGAUUGAGAGUGGGAAGAAGGAGGGAGCCAAACUGGAGUAUGGAGGAGCCGCUGUGGGUGACAAGAGCCUCUUCAUUCAACCCACCAUCUUCACAGGGGUCAAAGACCACAUGCGCAUCGCCAAGGAAGAGAUCUUUGGUCCAGUGCAGUGUAUAUUCAGCUUUAAGAGCCAGCAGGAGGCCAUAGAGAGAGCAAACAGCUCACAAUAUGGCCUGGUGUCAGCAGUCUUCACAACAAGCAUGGACAGAGCUCUGUCUGUGUCUGCAGCCCUGGAGACUGGCACUGUGUGGAUAAACUGCUAUAAUGCCCUUCACGCCCAGACACCCUUUGGAGGGUGUAAGAUGUCAGGCAUUGGACGAGAGCUUGGAGAGUACGCGUUGGCUGAGUACUCAGAGGUGAAAGCAGUGACCAUAAAACUGAGUGAAACCAUGUGAGAAGAACUGGGAAAAUCCAGUGCUGUUCACUUCCCCUUCCGUCAGGCCACAACAGGAUUCUCUACAAGCCCCACAUUCCCUUCUUCUUCUUCUUCUUCUUCUUCUUCUUCUCAGUCAUGCUCACAAUGGAGACAUAAGGUUUAGGCCAGUAUAUCACUUACUCUAUAGAGCCCAAUGAUAUACUAGGUUUUCCUCAGCAGCUUCAGUAAUGUCACUAUAUUAAACUGGUCGUGCUCUAUUUUACAGGUUCAUAUUUUUCUUUAGAUUUCACAACCAUCUAUUUGGGUGUUCCCCAAGUGUGAUUUGGUACCAGAUUGAUUAUCAGGACAAUAUAGACAUGAGCUCAGGUGGUACAUUUGCAGAUAAUAUUUCAUGCAACACCUAUAAAGAUCAUGUUUCCAAUGAUAAAGCAGUUAUAAUCGAACAUUUACUUUGCUUUAAAUGGGACAGGCUUUUGAAUAAAAUGUUGUUUUUACCUUUAGCCAGUACCAGAAUUACACAGUCAAACUUCCUUUAACAAAAAGCAUUAGUAAAAAAAGUCAAGUAAAUAAUCAGCAGAUGGAGUUUCGGACUCUAUGAUCUUUCUCAAGCCGUCCCCUGACUCCAGGUUUGACUAAUCCUUGUAGAUGCUGAGAAGUCCCCUUUUUUUCUGUCAGAGGUUACAACCAAUUGUUAUCAAGCAACUGCAAUACUAUAAGAUGACACGUGAAGGAACUGUGUUUUCUGAUUAAGCCAAUGGAUUUGGUUAAAAGGGUUUUUAUCUUUCAAAGGAGAAUAAUGAACCUUCAAGGUCAGCUGGUAUGGCCCUUCAUUGAGAAGCAGACCCAUGGCUAAGUGCUUCUCGUUUCUGGAAGGUUUCAGGUAUCUGGAUUUUCAGGACAAUGUCCUCUGUCCUGUAGAGACUACGAGAUUGGACGGUGUCUCUGAUGUUUUUCAGUGUCAUAUCCACUGUCUUGAUUUGCCUAAACCCCAAAGUGUUCAAAAAUACUCAAGUAGUUAAAACAUAGUGAUUCUUAUUUGCCUGUCUUGCCCAGUGAGAUACAUAAAUGCAGAAAAAACAUACUGAUUAAUCAAAGUGGAUUUUGAACAAGAAUUCAACUGUUCUAUUUGUUAAUCAAAUCUGCCUACAUGGGAUCAUGUGGGAAGAAUGAAUAUAUAUAUACAUAUAUUGUAAAUUGUUGAAUAGUCGAUGUCUGCAGAUGAAAAGUCUACUUCUGUGUUUCUAAUUCCAAGCGCUGAUUCUAACCAGGUGUAAUAAUACAAUGAUAU